AUGAACGAUAACAAUACUAGCGAUCCUUUCUCUAAGGCAAACAUUUAAAAGGCAGAUGCAUUUUUGGCUCAAUUUAUUGAUAUAAAACAAUUACUUCCUAUUAAGGAGGGGUUGACGAAGGAGAUGAUUGAAUACUUCAAUUAGUUUAAAUUCUCAACUUAGGCUUAGAUUGGACCCUUAACUUAUCAAGAGAGAUAGAAAAAAAUUUAAAAAUAUAGACAAAAAAAAAAUACUAGAUAGUUUCUUAAAAAGAACCAUUAUGAUUAUAGAGCAAAAAAGGCAUAAACUCGAUAGAGAGAGAAAGGGAGGUUUGUUUCAAACAAAAAAUGA
This is a messenger RNA of Paramecium tetraurelia, 330 nucleotides long. RefSeq lists its product as uncharacterized. The record is from RefSeq and is a predicted model, not a curated record. The transcript has a single exon. Gene Ontology annotation, molecular function: protein binding. Lineage: Eukaryota; Ciliophora; Oligohymenophorea; Peniculida; Parameciidae.